CGCAGGUUCGCUGCCGGGAGCGCAGGAGGCAGGGACAUGGCUAGGGUGCGGUCUGCGCGGGGCCCCGAGCCCGGAUCUCUUCCAUUUCCCCUCUCACUCGACCCGGGGCCGCGCCGCAGACGGCAGCAGCUCCAGCUCUAUCCGCCGAGCCUCCUGACCGCCGGGCCGGGGCGCUAACCACGGGUCCCUCCAGCCCGCCGCCCGGCCCCGGCCAACCCAGCCCAGCCCCGCCGGCCCGCAGCCCCGCCGCCCGCCGCCCCCCGCCGUCGCCGCGUUGCCAAAACAAACGGGCCGGCCUAUUUAUUGGCGGCCGGCGAGCCGGGCAGCUCAGAGUCGAGGCGCCGAGGGGGACAGCCGCGCCGCCAAGCAGCCAGGGCCCCUGGCCCCCGCCCCGCACCUGAGUCCCGCCGGCCUUGAGCCGCGUCGCGCUGCCCAUGGCGCCCCCGCCUGGAGUCCCCAAGAGCCACCCAGACGCCUGAGUUCCCCCCCCUCCGAGGCUCUCCCGGCCACGCGAGCCACCCAUCAGCCCACCAAGGCACCCUCGCCCGCGGCUCUCCCCGGGCUACCCGGCCAUGUCUCCCGCCUGGCUCCGGCCCGGACUGCGCUUCUGUCGCCUCCUCCUCCUCCUCCUGCUCCUGCUGCUGCUGCUGCUGGUGCCGGCGGCGCGGGGGUGCGGGCCGGGCCGGGUGGUGGGCAGCCGCCGGAGGCCACCUCGCAAGCUCGUGCCUCUCGCCUACAAGCAGUUCAGUCCCAACGUGCCGGAGAAGACCCUGGGCGCCAGCGGGCGCUACGAGGGCAAGAUCGCGCGCAGCUCCGAGCGCUUCAAGGAGCUCACCCCCAACUACAACCCCGACAUCAUCUUCAAGGACGAGGAGAACACGGGGGCCGACCGCCUCAUGACCCAGCGCUGCAAGGACCGUCUGAACUCGCUGGCCAUCUCCGUCAUGAACCAGUGGCCCGGUGUGAAGCUGCGGGUGACCGAAGGCUGGGAUGAAGACGGCCAUCACUCCGAGGAGUCUUUACACUACGAGGGGCGCGCGGUGGAUAUCACCACCUCAGACCGCGACCGAAACAAGUACGGACUGCUGGCGCGCUUGGCCGUGGAGGCCGGCUUCGACUGGGUGUAUUACGAGUCCAAGGCCCACGUGCAUUGCUCUGUCAAGUCUGAGCACUCGGCUGCUGCCAAGACCGGCGGCUGCUUUCCUGCCGGAGCCCAGGUGCGCCUAGAAAACGGGGCGCGUGUGGCCCUGUCAUCUGUGAAGCCAGGAGACCGGGUGCUGGCCAUGGGGGAGGACGGGAACCCCACCUUCAGUGACGUGCUCAUUUUCCUGGACCGUGAGCCAAACAGGCUGAGAGCUUUCCAGGUCAUCGAGACCCAGGACCCUCCACGACGGCUGGUACUCACGCCUGCCCACCUGCUCUUCAUCGCUGACAAUCACACGGAACACGCAGCCCACUUCCGGGCCACAUUUGCCAGCCACGUGAGGCCAGGCCAAUAUGUGCUGGUAGCAGGGGUGCCGGGCCUGCAGCCUGCUCAGGUAGCAGCUGUGUCCACCCACGUAGCCCUUGGGUCCUACGCGCCGCUCACGAGGCAUGGGACGCUGGUGGUGGAGGACGUGGUAGCCUCCUGCUUUGCAGCGGUGGCUGACCACCACCUGGCUCAGUUGGCCUUUUGGCCCCUGCGACUGUUUCCCAGUUUGGCAUGGGGCAGCUGGACCCCAAGUGAGGGUGUUCACUGGUACCCUCGGCUGCUCUACCGCCUGGGGCGUCUCUUGCUGGAAGAGAGCAGCUUCCAUCCCCUGGGCAUGUCUGGGGCAGGAAGCUGAAAGGAUUCGAACCACUGUCCUCCUGGAACUGCAAUGCUGGAUCCCAAGGCCUCCUCACCAGGAAGGCUCUAACUCUGGAAGGCACCUGGCCUGAGGAUACUGGUCUCCAUCCUCCGCUCCAGAGUGGAGAUACCAUUGAGACUCGCCCAGGUAGUUCUGGGCCCCACACUCUCAUCUUGGUGUAGUGGUAGAGCUGUGAACUGAGCUGACACGGGGGUGGUAGGCUCUCUUCUCCUAGAGACCAACACCCAGCUAGCUCUAUGAUCCCUCACACCCCCACCUCCCUGCAUGGGGAGGACCCAAUCCAUCUGUCUUUGGACUGCUUAUUCCAGUUUCUCGGGGUCUGGGUGUGUGGCUCCACUGUUGACAAGUGUUCACGGUAUGAAGAGAGUCUGCCCGUAGGUGGGCUUGCACCUCAGUCGAUGCUGCUAGAUUCCCUAAAGGCCAGCAGGGAGCUGGCUGGACUCAUUGCCUCUCAGAACGGAAAGACCGCAGCCAGCCUGGCUGUCCUGGAACACAACCUUCCCUGCAGGCCACACUCCUCCAGACAUACCCCGAGUCUUUGCUGUCAAAGGGUGGAGUCUUUGUUCCAGGCAAUGUGACCCUAGAACCUGGGGCUGGGGUAGAAGGCUGGAUGUCCUUGCCACCCCUGCCCAGGCUAAGCUCCCUUUUCUGCUGAACUCCCCCCCCCCCAACCCACUCCUCCAGUCUGUCUCCCUCACCUUAUUUAUUUACAUGGAAGGGAAAACCAAUGGGAGAAUUUUGGGAAUGUUUUGGUCUUUCUUUUGUAAUAAAAAUUAUUUAAGUUGUUA
This is a messenger RNA of Meriones unguiculatus (Mongolian gerbil), 2638 nucleotides long. RefSeq names its product Indian hedgehog signaling molecule (gene Ihh). The transcript has 3 exons. The coding region runs from base 573 to 1826 and encodes 417 amino acids. Gene Ontology annotation, molecular function: calcium ion binding; patched binding. Lineage: Eukaryota; Metazoa; Chordata; Mammalia; Rodentia; Muridae. Gene Ontology annotation, biological process: cell fate specification; protein autoprocessing; multicellular organism development. The record is from RefSeq and is a predicted model, not a curated record.